GCUACUAGCUAUGAGGUGAAGAUCAUAUCAACAUAACCAUCAACGAUCUACCAUGGCUAGUACGAGCAACAAAGGCAAAGGCAUAGCAGAAGGAUCGUCUCAACCGCAACCGCAACCACAACCACACCAACCGCAAUCACCUCCUAACCCGCCAGCGUUAAGCCGGUACGAGUCACAGAAAAGGCGAGACUGGAACACGUUUUGUCAAUACCUGCGUAACCAACAGCCACCGGUUCACAUCUCGCAGUGUGGCUCAAACCACAUCCUCGAUUUCCUCCAAUAUCUCGACCAAUUCGGGAAGACAAAGGUUCAUAUCCAUGGAUGCGUUUUCUUCGGACAGGUUGAGCCAGCGGGACAGUGUAACUGUCCUUUGAAACAAGCGUGGGGGAGUUUAGAUGCUUUGAUCGGACGGCUAAGAGCGGCUUUCGAGGAGAACGGAGGGUUGCCGGAGAGAAACCCUUUUGCCGGCGGCGGAAUUAGGGUUUUUCUGAGGGAAGUGAGAGAUUCACAGGCGAAGGCAAGAGGAGUUCCGUACAAGAAAAGGAAGAAGAGAAAGAAGAGGAAUCCAAUGAAGAGUCAUGAUGGUGAAGAUGGUACUACGGGAACUAGUAGUAGCUCCAACUUGCCUUCUUAGCGGAAGCAAACAAAAUAUUAAUAAAACAACAGUGGGGUU
Molecule: messenger RNA, 673 nt
Organism: Arabidopsis arenosa
Lineage: Eukaryota; Viridiplantae; Streptophyta; Magnoliopsida; Brassicales; Brassicaceae
Source: the annotation of a GenBank genome assembly